Molecule: messenger RNA, 1473 nt
Organism: Aspergillus heteromorphus CBS 117.55
Lineage: Eukaryota; Fungi; Ascomycota; Eurotiomycetes; Eurotiales; Aspergillaceae
Product: ribosomal lysine N-methyltransferase
Exons: 4
Coding region: 1-1473 (490 amino acids)
Biological process (GO): peptidyl-lysine monomethylation
Cellular component (GO): nucleus
Molecular function (GO): protein-lysine N-methyltransferase activity; protein binding
Source: RefSeq, a predicted model, not a curated record
AUGUCCUCAUCCUCUUUGCCAGGUUCGGAUACCUUCCAGAGCCAGUCAGAUGAAUUCCUCACCUGGCUGGCUGGAAAGCCCGGCGUCCGAAUCAACCAUAAGAUUCAGAUCGCAGAUCUGCGAGCCCAAGCUGCUGGCAGAGGUGUCGUGGCUCGCUCCGAUCUCGACGAUGGUGAAGAGCUUUUUACCAUCCCCCGCGCACACGUUCUCUCCGUUCAGAACUCCCUCCUUAAGGCCCGUCUCCCCCAGGACCUCGAGUCCCUCGGUCCCUGGCUGUCUCUCAUCGUCGUCAUGAUCUAUGAGUACCUCCAGGGUGAUCAGUCCGUCUGGGCUCCGUACUUCAAGGUGCUGCCGCCCAGUUUUGACACCCUGAUGUUCUGGUCCCCCGAAGAGCUGCAGGAGCUUCAGGGCAGCGCGAUUGUCGAUAAGAUCGGAAAGCAAGGUGCCGAUGAAUCUAUUCUCGAGAUGGUGGCGCCUAUCGUAAGGGCAAACCCGACCCUGUUCCCUCCUGUUAACGGGGUGGCGUCGUAUGAGGGAGAGGCGGGCACCCAGACACUCCUUAUCCUUGCCCAUACUAUGGGUUCGCUGAUCAUGGCGUAUGCCUUUGAUAUCGAAAAGCCUGAGGAUGAGGAAGGCGGUCGCGACGGUGAGGAUGGAUAUUUGACCGAUGAAGAGGACGAGCAGUCCCUGUCAAAGGGGAUGGUCCCGCUGGCUGAUAUGCUGAAUGCUGAUGCUGAUCGAAACAAUGCCCGUCUCUUCCAAGAGGAAGAGUCUCUCGUCAUGAAAGCCAUCAAGCCCAUCAAGGCCGGGGAGGAGAUUUUCAACGACUACGGCGAGAUCCCGCGUGCGGACCUCCUGAGGCGCUACGGGUACGUCACGGGCAACUAUGCCCCGUUCGAUGUCAUCGAACUAUCACUCGAGCAAAUCUGCCAGGCUGCCGGUCUGGGCAGUGCCGAUGUCGAAUCCCAACCUCCGCUCCAAUUCCUCGCGGAGAUCGAACUGCUAGACGAUGGCUAUGCCAUCCCCCGGCCAUCCGCCGGAGAGUCCCUGACAGACGUCCUCCCAGACGAACUUCUCCUGCUGCUUACGACAUUGUCGCUGCCCGCCGAUCAGCUGGAGAAGUACAGAUCGAAGAGCAGACCCCCGAAACCGGCCUUCGGCGAAACGGAAGCAGUCAUCAUCGCCAGAGCGCUUCAAUUGAACCAGGCGCGCUACGCCACCUCCAUCCCCCAGGACCAGGAACUCCUCUCCCAGCUGCGCCAAGCUGAAGCCUUCGGCCCCUUGGAGGGAUCCCUCCGUCGCAAGAAGAUGGCCAUCGAGGUCCGCAUCGGCGAAAAGGAGAUCUUGCACGCUUUGGCCGACAUCCUCAGCAACCAGUUCGGCGCUGCGCUCCACACGAACGGCGGUUCGGCCUUGAAGCGGGCCGCCAAUGGUGAUGUCGAUGAGCAGCCUAGGAAUAAAGCUUUUCGCUGA